GGGAGGUGAAGCGGGAGUGAAGCCGGCUGAAGGUGCUCGGGUUCAGCAUCACUUCUCAAAGUUUCUCGCGGACUCUGCUGGUGUAUGAGCGCCGCUUCGGAUAUCGCUCUCUCACCCUCUGUCGCUCCAGCGCUCCGCUGCCGUCAUACGGAUCGUUCUCCCCGGUUUCUAGGAUGUUAUCCAGCCAGAGCGCAGCGGCUCUGAGUGGAAGCGGAUCAGCGGCGGGGAAGAGCGCAGGCCACGGCGCGGUGGUGAUGGGCGCCGGGGUCCGCGCGGGGUUCGCUCGGGGUCUGGGGCCGAUGGGGCUCGGGAUCCCAGGGAGGUUCGAGCCGGAUAAAGAGGGACCCCCGCACCUGUGCAGCGGCUCCGACGCGGACUCUGACUCCGGCGAUGAGGACGAGCUCAUGGGGUCAGUCGGGGACAACCGGAGGGGAGGCGGCGUCAAGCGGGAGAGAGCGGAGAUGGAAGCCGCGAUAGUGGGACCUGAAGCCGGCUUGCCCUCCGCGGCGCUCGCGGCUGGAGCGGCUGGAGCGAAACCGGGCAAGAAGACCCGCGGCAGAGUGAAGAUAAAGAUGGAGUUUAUAGACAACAAACUGCGACGGUACACGACCUUCAGCAAGAGGAAGACGGGCAUCAUGAAGAAGGCGUACGAGCUCUCCACGCUCACGGGAACACAGGUUCUGCUGCUGGUGGCCAGCGAGACGGGGCACGUCUACACCUUCGCCACGCGUAAGCUGCAGCCCAUGAUCACCAGCGAGACGGGUAAAGCUCUGAUCCAAACCUGCCUGAACUCUCCGGACUCUCCGCCGCGCUCCGACCCGUCCACGGACCAGCGCAUGAGCGCCACGGGCUUCGAGGAGACAGAUCUCUCCUACCAGGUAUCCGAAUCCGAGAGUCUCGGAGAGACCAAGGACGCUCUGAAGCCGGCGUUCACCGUGGCCAGUGUCCCGGGCAGCACCACCAGCUCCUCCAGCAGCCCGUCCUUCCCCAUCACCAACUACCUGCCGCCGGCCAGCGGGAACGGAGCCAAGAGCGCAGGAGCGGCCGGAGGAGUCAUGCAGCUGCCCGCAGGAUUCACCUUCAUGUCAGGCUCUCCGUUUGCUCCCGGGACUCCUCUCGGUCAGCUACAGCAGCAUUCACUGGCCCUGCAGAGUUCCUCCGGUCAGAGCAUCACAGCGUCAUCGUCCGGCGCGUCUCAGCCGCCGCAGGGUCAGCAGGCCGUGUUUCGUCUUCCGGCCACCGUCUCGCUCACCGGCGGAGCAAUGGCACAGCAGCUCCAGACCAUCCAGGUCCAGUCCAGCGGUCAGUCGGGCUGCAUCAGCACCAGCGCCAGCAGUCCAGAGAUCUCUCAGAGCAGCACAGCCUCCACGGCUACAGUCAGUCUGCCAGCCACCAUCGUCACCUCCUCAGUGCCCACCUCCAUGACCGGUCACAUGAUGUACCCCAGUCCACACACACUCAUGUACGCAUCCGCACCCACGCUAGCAGACGGGAGCGUAGCGGUGCUCAACGCCUUCACACAGGGACAGGUGUCACACACACAGACUCAGGACACGGGUGGCGUUCCUCAGGUGUUCCUCACAGCUCCUCCCGGUACGGUUCAGAUUCCCGUCUCGGCGGUGCAGCUUCAUCCAGUACGGCAAGAUCAACACUUCACAAAUGGUGAUUGGUCAGCAGUCCAGCGGCAGCAGCAGUAGUCUGACCGAGCUUCAGGUCGUCAAUCUGGACGCCUCGCAGAACGCCAAAAACGACUGACCGACCGCGCCACCAGAGACUGACGCCGCUAUUUAUUAACGCCUUUCUGAGAUUGACGUUUAUACAGUUCCUCAUUUAUACGUCUGAUUCUACAGUUUCUGCUGUAGACAAGAGUGUGUGUGUGUGUGUGUGUGUGUGUGUGUGUGUGUGUGUGUGUGUGUGUGUGUGUGUGUGUGUGUGUGUGAGUGUGUGUGUGUGUGUGA
Molecule: messenger RNA, 1958 nt
Organism: Onychostoma macrolepis
Lineage: Eukaryota; Metazoa; Chordata; Actinopteri; Cypriniformes; Cyprinidae
Gene: srfb
Product: serum response factor b
Exons: 8
Coding region: 174-1697 (507 amino acids)
Biological process (GO): positive regulation of transcription by RNA polymerase II
Molecular function (GO): serum response element binding; protein dimerization activity; DNA-binding transcription factor activity, RNA polymerase II-specific
Source: RefSeq, a predicted model, not a curated record